Pseudomyrmex gracilis is the source of this 2027-nucleotide messenger RNA. Its product is annotated as transmembrane protein 35A. The transcript is spliced from 4 exons. Bases 384 to 854 code for a protein of 156 amino acids. Gene Ontology annotation, cellular component: endoplasmic reticulum. The record is from RefSeq and is a predicted model, not a curated record. NCBI's taxonomy places the organism in Eukaryota, Metazoa, Arthropoda, Insecta, Hymenoptera, Formicidae. Gene Ontology annotation, biological process: chaperone-mediated protein complex assembly; positive regulation of protein localization to cell surface.
GCCGGUGACGAUGUCGCGACGCGCGCGUUGACGUCAUCAGGGACGUCUCUCUGUGCGCCGCGUCGCUCUUCGUUCUUACCAACCCGUUUGUUUCCCAGCUGCAUACAGAGGACGUCGUCGGAAUGACCUGCGUCAUGGACGUUGCCACCGUCAUCCUCGUUGCUGUCGCAGCCGUCCUGUAACGUCCGGGGAACGUCCGUUUCAGCUCGCGUUAUCCGCGCGAGUAUGCGCUCGUGAACGACGUUUUCCACACCUGGGGUGGUGGUGCAAUUUUAUACGGGUGACGGGAUCUCUCUGUGAUUAAUCGCGACGGUCCGCGUCGCCUUCGCUUCCGGCAAUCGAUUGGCGGCACUCUCACCGAGUUCCGUAAACUCCGCGUCAAAAUGGGUUCUGUAGUGGUUAAAUCGCUUUCGGUGCUUCUCGGUUUGUUCUUCCUUUUCGCUGGCACUUUGAAGCUCACGUCCUACAUCAGCAAGGACCUGCACAGGGAUCUGAGAAAAGACUAUGUAAAAUACGCAAAAGUGUUCCCGCUCUCGGGCGUGCUUGAGUUUAAGGUGCCCAGCAAGUGGUAUCGCAGAAUCGUCGGCAUUCUCGAGAUUGUCUGCGGUCUCGCCUUGGCAGUUGUUCCAAGUAAGAAAGUUAAAACUUAUUCAAACAUGGUGUUGCUCGUGUUGAUGAUGAUGGCCGUGUACUCUCACUAUAUGAUCCACGACAAGUUCGAGAGAAUCGCUCCGGCAUUGGUAUUUCUCUUCAUGCUGAUCGGGCGACUGGCGAUCGACUGGCAGGAGAGACGAGCAGAGGCAUGGUUGGUGACGGCAAAUGGCGUCGAUGACAAAGCUAAGAAGCAAGACUGAGCGGGAUUAUGAUUGAAGAUCAUACUCCUUUCCGCGCCUUAACCCACUUCGAUUCCACACACAAAUUUUAUUGUUUGGAAUAUUGAUUCCGAGAUAUAAAAGUUUAUUUAUUUAUUUUAAAUGUUUUCUUUUUCCCCUUUCUCAUCUUAACUCUCUAUCUUUCUCUUUCUCUCUAUUUCUUUCUCCCCUUGAAACGUGUAACGCUUUCUGCCGUGAAACGCGGGACCGUUGGUUGGUUUUCAUACAAAGCACAUACAUAGAGAUAGCUUUUCUCCCGAAUACAAAUAGAAAAUAUAAUUGUAACAACAAUUCUUUACAUAAUCGAAACGCGAUUUCGUUAAUCACCGACAGUGUGUGUUUUUCUAUUCCGCAGCACCAUCGAUCCAUUAAAGAUACGAUAUUGCAUCAAUAUCGGUUGUCAUUCUAAGAUCAUGGUUGAAGAAACACAUCUCUCUCUAUUUACAUUACAGUUAGAACACUAACUGUAGGAAAGAGGAUAAACAAUUGUCAUAUAACUCCGUUUUUAUCGAUUAUGACUACGUUUCAAAAUUCACUGCCAGUAAUUAAAAAUGUCUAAUAUGAUUUUUAACGUGAAUUACAUAAAUUUUCAAUACUGGCAAUGAAUUGUUUGAAACACAGUCUUUAUUUAGAUGUUCUGACAAGCGGAAUAUUAUAUAUAGAAUAGUAUAAAGAUCGGUACAUGUUAUGAGAAUGUAAACAAUUAAUUAUAAAUAACAUAUAUAAAAAUAUAUAAAAUAUUUGUAACUGCAAUAACAAAUGGACAAACUGGAAGUGUAGUGUGUAAUGUGUCUAUAAAUUUCUCAUGUAAACAGCAGCAAUAAACAAGUAUGACGAUAAUGAACUGUAAACGAAUCGGUUGUGACGUAAACAGAGAGAGAGAGAAAAUUUAAUUAGACGCUGACAAAACACCAAUUAUCGAUAUCGAUGCAAUUAAUAUGUUUUACUAGCUUAAGCACGAGGCACUAACUGCCAUUUGAAUGAAUGUAACGUAUCCUUAUACACCGCGUGAGUGUGUUGCGCGUAUGAACAUAUAAGAAACAUCUCUUAGUAUAAUUAAGGCACGUGCGUUCUAGUGCGCGUAAUUUAUUUCAUAAAACUCUGUGCGGCGAACGAGUAUGAUCGAACAAUUUGAUAAAAAAAAAAAAAAAAAAA